Molecule: messenger RNA, 1176 nt
Organism: Alternaria incomplexa
Lineage: Eukaryota; Fungi; Ascomycota; Dothideomycetes; Pleosporales; Pleosporaceae
Exons: 3
Coding region: 1-1176 (391 amino acids)
Biological process (GO): proteolysis
Molecular function (GO): tripeptidyl-peptidase activity; serine-type endopeptidase activity
Source: RefSeq, a predicted model, not a curated record
AUGGCUGUUGCUGAUCAUGUCACUGCCCAUGGUGGUGCGGGUGACCUGUCGACCUGUCACAUUUUUUUUACUAUCCAUUGCUUCCGCGCUCUGUACGGCGUUCCCGUUGCCAGUCACAACAAUACCGGAAAUGAGCUUGGUAUUAUCGGGCUUGGUAACUAUCUCUAUGCUCCAGACUUCAAAGAAUACUUGAGAAACUGGACGUCCCCUCGGAUUCCCCUGGAUGUUGAGCCAGAAUCCGUCUACGUUUACGGUGGCAAACCCGGAGAUCUGUCUCUGGCAGAAGCUGACAAGACAGGUGAGACUGCUUUGGACGUUCAGGCCUCGACAUCCAUCAUCUACCCUCAAAAGGAUCCUACAUACUGUACCUACCCGGGCGGCAACGAGGAGUACCUUGGCCCGGGAUUCCCCGAAUACGAUGAAGGAGAAGGCACAAAGAACAUACCAUGCGGAGGUGCGCCAAUGAGCAACGUCAUCUCCAUCUCAUACAGCUAUUUGGAGAGCCAGCUCUCUCGUGUUUACCUUGAACGCCAAUGUCACGAGUACAUGAAGCUGGGGUUGCAAGGCGUCACCAUCGUUGCCGCAUCAGGAGAUAUUGGCGCUGGGUCUUCCGACGAGCAGUUCGCACCAUCAUUCCCUUGCACAUGCCCUCAUGUCCUCUGCGUCGGCGCCACAACAUUGCAAGAUGGUACCAUUGCCGGCGGCGAAAUGGCAGCCACGUUUUCCGGCGGUGGAUUUUCCAACGUCUUUCCCCGCCCAAGCUACCAGGACGACGCUGUCUCGGGCUGGCUUUCCAACUCAGCACCAGCAUACGGAGAAGGGCGCUAUAAUCGCUCAGGUCGCGCAUACCCAGAUGUCGCAGUCAUUGGCGUCAACUACCCAGUAGUGAUUCUCAAUACCACGAGACCUGUGAGUGGUGCGUCGGCUUCUGCACCCGGCUUUGCCAGCAUGAUCAAUAUGAUCAAUGAGGAGCGAUUGGCGGAUGGCAAAGAACCACUUGGCACUUUGAACUGGGACAUAUACGACAAUCCGGAGAUAUUCAAUGAUAUUCUUGUGAGAUAUAAUCCGGGAGGCGGUAUGGAUGGCUUCCCAGCGGGUCCGGGAUGGGAUAUGGCUUCGGGACUCGGGAGUCCGCAGUAUGAGAAGAUGCGGGAAUUGUUAUUGUCAGAUCUGUAA